AUGGCUAGACUUCUACUGAGAAAAAUUUCAACCAUGGAACCAAUUGCCAGUUCAUCAGCCAUCGACUUCCCGCAGGAGUUCGUAAAGUUUUUAAAUGAGGCACAUUCUCCAUAUCAUACUGUACAUGUUAUGAAAAGGCAAUUACUUGAGAAUGGUUUCAAGGAGCUACAAGAGUCGAAGACAUGGGCAAGAUCCCUUCAUGCUGAUGGCAAAUAUUUCGUCACAAGAAAUAACUCAUCAAUUAUUGCCUUCAGCGUAGGUGGAAAGUUUUCACCAGGGAAUCCAAUUGCCAUCAUUGGUGGCCAUACUGACUCACCAACAUUGAGAGUCAAACCAAUAUCAAAAAGAACAAAUGAAAAGUAUUCUCAGGUAGGUGUAGAAUGUUACGGCGGAGGUAUCUGGCAUUCGUGGUUCGAUUCAGAUCUAUCUGUUGCAGGGAGAGUGUUUGUGAAAACUGCAGAUGGAGGAUCUGAAGCAAAACUCGUUGAUUUAAAAAGGCCCUUAUUGAAGAUUCCCACUUUAGCCAUUCAUUUGGACAGGGAAGUCAAUCAAAAAUUUGAGUUCAACAAAGAAACUCAAUUGCUACCAGUUUCUGGGAUGGCAGACCUUGAUUUGUCUGACAAAAAAAAAGCUGUAGAUGAUGAGCCAUUCUCUUCAUUGAAAUCUAUAGUGCAAAGACAUAAUGAAGACUUUCUGGAUCUCAUUGCUCAAAAACUAGAUUUGAAAUCCGUUUCUGAGAUUGAGGAUUUCGAACUGAUUUUGUACGAUUUUGCUGCUUCUACCUUGGGUGGAGUUCGUGACGAAUUUGUAUUUUCAGGAAGACUUGAUAAUUUGACAUCCUGUUUCACCGGUCUCCAUGGGUUAUUAUUAUCAAGUGAUGAAAGUCUUGCUGCUGAGACUGGUAUUAGGUUAUUGGCAUGCUUUGAUCACGAGGAAGUUGGAUCAUCGUCUGCUCAAGGUGCCGACUCCAAUUUUUUGCCCAACAUCAUUGAAAGAUUAAGCUCCGCGGUCUCAUACACGACUACAGAUGAUAAAUUGAAAGGUAAAAAUUUUCUUCUCGAAACUUAUGCGAAAUCAUUCUUUCUAUCCUCUGACGUUGCUCAUGCUGUGCAUCCAAAUUAUGCAGGUAAACACGAGUCCCAACACAAGCCAGUCAUUGGCGCAGGACCGGUUAUAAAGAUAAACGCCAAUCAGCGCUAUAUGACAAAUUCUCCUGGCUUGGUUUUGUUAAAAAAAGUAGCUGAUAGUGCCAAUGUUCCUCUACAAUUAUUCGUAGCCGCUAAUAAUUCACCCUGUGGCUCGACGAUAGGCCCCAUUCUCGCAUCAAAAACAGGUAUAAGGACUCUAGAUAUCGGAAAUCCAAUUCUCAGUAUGCAUUCAAUUAGAGAAACGGGUGGUUCUGCCGAUUUAAAAUAUCAAAUCGAUCUAUUUAAAGAAUUCUUGAAACAGUAUAGCGUUCUAUCCGAGAAGAUAAAUGUUUAA
Molecule: messenger RNA, 1482 nt
Organism: Zygotorulaspora mrakii
Lineage: Eukaryota; Fungi; Ascomycota; Saccharomycetes; Saccharomycetales; Saccharomycetaceae
Gene: APE4
Product: aspartyl aminopeptidase
Exons: 1
Coding region: 1-1482 (493 amino acids)
Biological process (GO): proteolysis
Cellular component (GO): fungal-type vacuole
Molecular function (GO): metalloaminopeptidase activity; zinc ion binding
Source: RefSeq, a predicted model, not a curated record